Messenger RNA from Emiliania huxleyi CCMP1516, 1140 nucleotides. RefSeq lists its product as hypothetical. Gene Ontology annotation, biological process: double-strand break repair. Gene Ontology annotation, molecular function: single-stranded DNA binding; 5'-tyrosyl-DNA phosphodiesterase activity. The record is from RefSeq and is a predicted model, not a curated record. Gene Ontology annotation, cellular component: PML body; cytoplasm. Lineage: Eukaryota; Haptophyta; Isochrysidales; Noelaerhabdaceae. The transcript has a single exon. The coding region runs from base 1 to 1140 and encodes 379 amino acids.
AUGCAAUCGGACGCACUCCAAGCCGCCGCAUCGAGACUCAAAGCCACCGACACGAUCGUCACCCACCGUGACGGCAGCCGCACGCUGGAGCGGCAGGGAAACCAGGUUGGCACGUUGCCACCUCCCGAUGUGCUGCCGCCCGCCCUUCAGGAGCGCAAGCGGAUGUGCAUCGCACCGCCGGAGCCUCCCUCGUGGACGCUGCCUCCGUUUGCCACGUUCCAGCUGCCGCCGCCAGCGGGCGCCAGCCUGCGAGUCGUAACGUGGAACGUGUGGUUUGGCCCCGUCGAGGCGCAGGCUCGCAUGGCGGCGCUCUUCUCCGAGGCUCUCGGCACCACGCCCGACGUGAUCUGUUUGCAAGAGGUGGUGCCCGAUCUUGCGGCGUCGAUCCGCGGCUGCAGCGCCCUGCGCCGCGCGUAUGCCAUCUCCGCAAACGACGUCGGCUCCUACGGCUGCCUCAUACUCGCCCGCCACGAGCUGUCGCCGAGAUUCACGGAGGUGCCCUACCAAUGCUCACGAAUGGGGCGGUCGCUGCUCGUCGCCGAGCUCUCGCCGCCGGCGGAUCCCGCGCCGCCCGCCGCCUGCCGCGUUGCGGUGGCCACGACCCACCUCGAGAGCCUCAACAACGCGCGGCUUCGCGCCAAGCAGCUUCGCAUCGCGCGCGACACGCUCGCGAGCUACGACUCGGCUGCGCUUGUCGGCGACUUCAACUUCGACUCGAGUCAGAACUUUGGCGACUGGCUGCCGCGCGGAGACCGGCGCACGAUGCCGCCGCGGCCGGAGCGAGAGUCGUCCGACUCCGACAGCGAGCCUCGCCCGCCGUGGGCACCCCCUUCCGCGCUCCGCCGCGCCGAGCUCGAAAACGGCGUGCUCGAUCUCGUGAUGGGAGAUUACAUCGACGCGUGGCCCGCGCUGCGCCCGCACGAGGCGGGGCACACCUUCGACGGCGGCAGCAAUCCGCACGUGGCGGAUGUGGAGGAGCGGAUGCGGUACGACCGCGUGAUGGUGCGCGGCAUCGCGCCCGCCGCCAUCACCAUGCUGGGCGAGAGGCCCCAAGAGGCGCUCGUGCCCUCGGAUCAUUACAGUGCGUGCUCUUGCCUUAGAAAUCGGUGUUUAGAAAUUGGCUGCUGGAAAUUUGGCUGA